This is a messenger RNA of Nicrophorus vespilloides, 1003 nucleotides long. RefSeq names its product BAG family molecular chaperone regulator 2. Gene Ontology annotation, biological process: protein stabilization. Bases 305 to 907 code for a protein of 200 amino acids. The record is from RefSeq and is a predicted model, not a curated record. Gene Ontology annotation, molecular function: adenyl-nucleotide exchange factor activity; protein-folding chaperone binding. The transcript has 3 exons. Lineage: Eukaryota; Metazoa; Arthropoda; Insecta; Coleoptera; Silphidae.
UAGUAAAGAAUGUGCAUGUUUAAUAACAGAAAGUGAAGUUUAAAGUAUCGAUCUAAACAUAUUUUAAAAUAGUUAAUACCAACAUGAAAAUUAUAGUGACAGUACUAGUACCACUUAUUGUUUCGUCGUACGCAAAUGCAGCAAAAUACUCCAGUGAUGUUUUUUUUUUGUUUGACAUACAUGUCAAUAUUUCAAAUAAAGUAGAAUCCGAGCCAAAGAAAAAUUGUAAAACAAAUCAAAAUUCGACUGUCUUCUCAUAUAUAAAUAAGGAAAACUGGCGCAUUACAGCAACGCAUAUACGGGCAUGGAAGUCGAUCCAUGCCCAAGUACCUCUGCAGAACAACUUUCACCAAAAGCAAUAUUACCAAAAAUAGAUGAGGACAAUGUCUUAGACUUCCCACAUCCCAAGGAGAAAAUCAUGGAGAUUUUAGAUAAUCUUGAAGGGCAUGUGGAAAAGCUGAGGAAAGAUGCCUCAAAAUUGGAAGAGGAAAAGGAUAAUAUUUUAUCAUCUUUAGAUACAGUGAAACUGCAUCCAAGUUUAAAUGACUUGAUAGGCUUGGAGAAAGAUGAAGCUUUAAGAUACUUGGAUCGAAUAGCUACUAGAUGCAUGACAGUAGAUGUUAAAGUUUUCACACAGAGGGAUAAAUCACAGGAGGAAGCAUUGCAUCAAGUGAAUCAUCUCAUUGAUAAUUUAGUGGUAUGUCUGAAAACUGAUCCGGAUGGUGCAAAGAAUCGUUGUUUGACAUACAUGAAUUCAUGUUCAUCUCAAUUGAAUGGUCUGACAGAUAAACAUUUUGAAUCUGUACUGCUUGGAUGCACAAUCGAUGAUCAGAAGAAAGUUAAGAAGAGGUUGCAUGGUCUGCUCAGAUACUUUGACAAAAUGGGGUUUGCCAUCGAGGUCGAUUAAGGUUUGACUAAAACGUUGUUUAAUAUUUAUUAAUAUGCUAAUACCUUACUGAAAGAAUGAAGUUUUUAUAUUUGUUUAAGAGUUUUAUUAAAAAGA